CCAAUUUCUGGUGUAAUGACGAUCGGGGUAGCCCUGCUGUCCUGCACCCUCGGGCUGCACGCGUCGCCCGGCGGCCCGGUAGUGCGCGGCGGUCCCGGCGCCGUCUCCGACUCCGCCGCCGUCGUCUCCGCCGCCGCCGCCGCCGCCGCCGCCGCCGCUGCUCCGAGCCGCGCAGCCUCAUCGGCUCGCAUGGCGCUCAAGCUCGACAUGGAUCCGACCGAGAUGGCGCAGCUGCUCGAGGAGGGGCCAGCGGCAUCGCAGGGCCCGUUCGGCAAGGGCGGCGCGCUCGAGUGGCUCGCAAAUAUCCUCGACAAGGCGGCGGAGGACACGCUGACGCUGCUGCACGCUGCCGAUGACAAGGCGGUGCAGGACAGCUCGAAGAACCUGCAGGUGCUCUGGUCGCGCGCGGUGCUCGCGAAGAACGGCGAGCUGGAGGACAGCGUCGCCUUCGAGAUGCUGCCCGAGAGCACCCGCGGCACCGUCACCGCGGGGCUCUUUGACGGGACGCUCCCCUUCCUCGAGUGGGUUGCUGCGCGGACGGCCUUCUUGAACGAGGGGCACAGAGGCGUUCCUCUCUUCUCCCGCGUGCGCGGGGGGCGCGAAGUGCCAGGUGGGUACGCCGCCGCCGCAGGGCCAGAGACGCGGCUGCCCACUCUUGUCGGGUGGGACCUGAACGAGUGCGAGCACGCGUCGCUGCUCGACCACCUCGAGGCAGAGCACGGCUUCGAGCGCGGCCCGCCCACCCUCUUCAUCUCCGAGGCGGUCAUGUUUUACGUCAACCCCGCCGCCAUCGCGGCGCUCUACGACGACCUCUUCACCUACGGCAAGCAGGCCGGCGAGGCGCAGUACUCGUUCACCGACUCGAUGCGGCCGUUUGUGCAGGGGCCCUUCUCCGACGAGGCGACCCGCUUCUUCGGCCGCGAGGGCGUCGACCUGCUCUGCCACACCGCGCGCUGGUCGGGCGCGGUCCAGUUCGCGCACGCCGUCGCCCGCACGCCGGCGGCGGCGCUCGCGCGCGGCUCGCGCGCGGCGGGCUGUUCGCUGCGGGAGCACGUGUCGCCUCUGGUGGAGGCGCCGGUGACGUCGUAUGCGCCGGAGCGCGCGUGGCGCCCUCCCGACGCGCCCGCCUCCUUCAACAACUCGUGGUACGCCGUGGCCUUCUCGUCCGAGCUGCAAGACGCGGCGCCGUACGCGACGCGGCUGUUCGGCGAGCCGCUCGCCCUCACGCGCCACCCGGCCGGCGGAGCGGUGCGCUGCGCCGGGCCAGACUCGCUCGCGGCUGAGUACGUGGUCGUGGAGCACCAGGGCCUCGUCUGGGUGUGGCGUGGAGACCCCGCCUCGGCCGACCACCGCAUGCUGCCCACGCACCCGGCCCCAGAGGCGACGCACGCGGUGGAGACCAUCCUCGACUACGGGUGCGACUGGAAGUACAUCGUCGAGAACAACCUCGACACGCCGCACCUCUACUGGCUGCACGACGGCUCCAUCCCGCCCAUCGAGUCGCUCGGCUGCAACCGCGCAAACAUCGGCUCGAUCGGGCUGCGCUUCUUCGCCGACGACGUCGGAGUGGGGCACAUCGGAAAGACAUCCAAGAAGGUGACCAAGGUUGUGCGGUACGACGCGCCGAACGUGGUGCGUCACGGCGGCGUCUCUGGCUUCUCGGAGGAGUUCAACAUUGUCCCGCUCGGUCCGCACCGCACGCGCGUGCUGCUCCGGCAGCGCUUCCCGAAGGGGCCGAUCCUCUCCACGCUGCUGCGCGUGCCGGGCACCGCGCCGGUGCUGCAGUACCUGGUGCGCAACUGGAACUACCAGAUCGGUCUCGAGGACUAUUGCGUGAUGCAGGGCCAGGCGCACAACAUCGACGACUUUGGCGCCCCGAACUGGAGGGCCACCUCGUCGGGCGACGACCUCAUCGUCCGCUUUUGGCGGUGGGUCGCGGCGGCCCGCGAGGCGGACGGCGCCACGUCAGAGUACUUUGUGCGGUGGGACGGCUCGCGUGUCGACGAGGCGGCGGCCGCCGCCGCGGCGCAGCCUCUGUCCGCGGCGGCCGCGCCGUCGCACGCGGACGCAUCGCUGACCACGGAGGAGGAGAUGAGCAGCUUGGCGGAGCGGUACACCGCGGCGGUGCCGGUGGCGCAGUACCCGCCGAUCAACCACGCGCUCUACUCGCGGCAGCAGACCCUCGCCAACCUCUUCGAACGGGUCGGCGACGCGAUGCCGCAGGUUGGCGUCGCGUCGGCCGUCGGCGCGGCGGGCGGGCUGGUCACGGCAGCCGGCGCCGCCACGCACGCAAACAGCGAGGGCAUGUCCUCGCUCCUCGUCGCCGCCGCCGACCUAGCAAACGGCGUCUUUACCCUCCCCGCGUAGCGAGGGGCGCGGCGACGCCCCUCGCCGAAUGCAUUCACGAGACAUCUACGUGCCUCCUCCGGGAGUGUGAGGCAUGGCUGGGGUUGGAACAGACAGUCGUCAGUCGCUCUAGACUUGGACGGACGUUGGCUGUAGCCGAUUCGACGCGCAUGCCGUAUGUAGUGUGCCGACGAGUAUAUCGUGUGUCGUGCAGUCUUGUCAGUGACUCUCGCCCAUGCUCGUGUCCACAGAGGUAUGAAGUAUGUGCGCUCGAGUAUGUGCGCCCAUGUGUACCCGUGUCCGCAUGUGCCAUGUCUUCACAUGCUGAUUUUAGAAGGC
Emiliania huxleyi CCMP1516 is the source of this 2685-nucleotide messenger RNA. RefSeq lists its product as hypothetical. The record is from RefSeq and is a predicted model, not a curated record. Lineage: Eukaryota; Haptophyta; Isochrysidales; Noelaerhabdaceae. Gene Ontology annotation, cellular component: chloroplast. Gene Ontology annotation, molecular function: chlorophyllide a oxygenase activity; 2 iron, 2 sulfur cluster binding. The transcript has 10 exons. The coding region runs from base 16 to 2367 and encodes 783 amino acids. Gene Ontology annotation, biological process: chlorophyll biosynthetic process.